Molecule: messenger RNA, 1158 nt
Organism: Brenthis ino (lesser marbled fritillary)
Lineage: Eukaryota; Metazoa; Arthropoda; Insecta; Lepidoptera; Nymphalidae
Source: the annotation of a GenBank genome assembly
AUGGGGAAAGCAGAAAAAGGAACACCAAAAUACAUAGCAAACAAAAUAAAGGCGAAAGGAUUACAAAAACUUCGUUGGUACUGCCAAAUGUGUCAAAAGCAGUGUCGUGAUGAAAAUGGGUUUAAAUGCCAUACAAUGUCAGAAUCUCAUCAAAGGCAGCUGUUAUUGUUUGCUGAUAACGCUUCUAAGUACAUAGAUGAGUUUUCUAAAGAAUUUGCUGAUGGAUACCUUGAAUUAUUGAAGAGACAGUUUGGUACAAAAAGGGUGAACGCUAAUAAAGUAUACCAGGAUUAUAUAUCUAAUCGUGAUCAUCUCCACAUGAAUGCCACUCAAUGGGAAACACUCACAGAUUUUGUAAAAUGGCUUGGAAGAGAAGGAAAAUGUGUAGUUGAUGAAACUGAGAAAGGCUGGUUUGUAGCAUAUAUUGACAGGGAUCCUGCAACUAUUGCUGCACUAGAGGCGAAGGCUAAAAAAGAAAAAUUAGAUAAAGAUGAUCAGGAAAGAAUGUUAGAAUUUAUACAAAAACAAGUAGAAAAAGGUAAAAAAGAGUCAAGUCAAAAUGAACCUCAAUACACCGAGUUCAAACGAGAGAGCAGUCAAGAGAGACUCACAUUAAAUCUUAAUUUGAAAAGAAAAAACGAUGAAAAGAAAACAGAUUCAAUAAAAACAGCCUUCAAAAUCAAAUCUAAAGAUUCAAAAGAAGAAUCGUCUAGUAAAAAGCAGAAACCCGAAGAAAAGUCCAAACAGUCGGCUUUAGAUGAAAUAAUGGCUAUGCAGGAGAGGGAGAAAGAGAAGGCUAACAGAAAGGACUAUUGGCUAACGGAAGGCAUUAUAGUGAAGAUUGUGACGAAAUCGUUGGGCGAUAAGUACUUCAAACGCAAAGCGGUGGUGGAGCGAGUGCUGGACAAGUACGCGGCGCGCGUCCGCCUGCUGGACGACGGCGCGCUGCUCAAACUGGACCAGAACCACGUCGAGACUGUGAUACCGUCCCCGGGCCGGCACGUGCGCGUCCUCAACGGCGCCUACCGCGGGGAGCUCGCGCUGCUGCGGGGCGUGGACACGGAGCGCUUCUGCUGCGAUAUUGAGAUUUCAGGAGGACUACUCAAAGGCAGACUCGUCAAGGGUGUUCAGUAUGAAGAUAUAAGUAAAUUGGCAACA